AAAGUGUCCCUGGCAAGAAGUUUUUGGAGCCGUGAGGGGUAUAGCAGUUUGGUCAAUAUUGUCUUAACAUGCUUCAAAUAAAUCAGAGAUAAUCACUGCUAACAUUUUGGGGUGUAUACUUCUAGAAUUUUUUCUAUGCAGAUUGUGAGCUUCUUGAAGGCAGGGGCAGGAAUUUUGUCUCUUCGUCAAAUACUAAGCUAUAGUAUUUUGCUUCUCUCCAAGAUAAAAUGGCUAACCCCAAAGAGAAAACUCCAAUGUGUCUGGUAAAUGAGUUAGCCCGUUUCAAUAGAGUCCAACCUCAGUAUAAACUUCUGAAUGAAAGAGGGCCUGCUCAUUCGAAGAUGUUUUCAGUGCAGCUGAGUCUCGGCGAGCAGACAUGGGAAUCCGAAGGGAGCAGUAUAAAGAAGGCCCAACAAGCGGUUGCUAAUAAAGCUCUGACAGAAUCUACACUUCCCAAACCAGUUCAGAAACCACCCAAAAGUAAUGUUAAUAAUAACCCAGGCAGUAUAACUCCAACUGUGGAACUGAAUGGGCUCGCUAUGAAAAGGGGAGAGCCUGCCAUCUACAGGCCAUUAGAUCCAAAGCCAUUCCCAAAUUAUAGAGCUAAUUACAACUUUCGGGGCAUGUACAAUCAGAGGUAUCACUGCCCAAUGCCUAAGAUCUUUUAUGUUCAGCUGACUGUAGGAAAUAAUGAAUUUUUUGGGGAAGGAAAGACUCGACAAGCUGCUAGACACAAUGCUGCAAUGAAAGCGCUUCAAGCACUACAGAAUGAACCUAUUCCAGAAAAAUCACCUCAGAAUGGAGAAUCAGGAAAAGAAAUGGAUGAUGACAAAGAUGCAAAUAAAUCUGAGAUCAGCUUAGUGUUUGAAAUUGCUCUGAAGCGAAAUAUGCCUGUCAGUUUUGAGGUUAUUAAAGAAAGUGGACCACCUCAUAUGAAAAGCUUUGUCACUCGGGUAUCAGUGGGAGAAUUCUCUGCAGAAGGAGAGGGAAAUAGCAAAAAACUCUCAAAGAAACGUGCUGCAACCACUGUCUUACAGGAGCUUAAAAAACUUCCACCUCUUCCUGUAGUUGAGAAGCCAAAAUUAUUUUUUAAAAAACGCCCCAAAACAAUCGUGAAGGCUGGACCAGAAUAUGGUCAAGGAAUGAACCCCAUUAGCCGCCUGGCUCAAAUUCAACAGGCCAAAAAGGAAAAGGAACCAGAUUAUGUUUUGCUUUCAGAAAGAGGAAUGCCCCGACGUCGAGAAUUUGUGAUGCAGGUCAAGGUAGGCAAUGAAGUUGCUACUGGAACAGGACCUAAUAAAAAGAUAGCCAAAAAAAAUGCAGCGGAAGCAAUGCUGUUACAACUUGGUUAUAAAGCAUCAACUAGUCUUCAAGAUCAGCUUGACAAGACAGGGGAAAACAAAGGAUGGAGUGGUCCAAAGGCUGGGUUUCCAGAACCAACAAAUAACACUCCAAAAGGAAUUCUUCAUUUGUCUCCUGAUGUUUAUCAAGAGAUGGAAGCCAGCCGCCACAAAGUAAUCUCUGGCACUACUCUGGGCUAUUUGUCACCCAAAGAUAUGAACCAACCUUCAAGCUCUUUCUUCAGUAUAUCUCCCACAUCGAAUAGUUCGGCUACAAUUGCAAGGGAACUCCUUAUGAAUGGAACGUCUCCUACAGCUGAAGCUAUAGGUUUAAAAGGAAGUUCUCCUACUCCCCCUUGUUCUCCAGUACAACCUUCAAAACAACUGGAAUAUUUAGCAAGGAUUCAAGGCUUUCAGAAAAAGAAAAACAGUCCUUUAUGGAUAGAUCAGAGCUUUUCAAAGAAUUGUUAACUCUAGGAAGGGGAAAUACCUGUGUCCAGAUUUCUUAGUUGCCUUGAAAAUCAUGUACUGAACUGUGAUUGCGCUAGGCUGACGGAGUGAACAGCAGCGUGCUGUGUGCGGUGUAUUGCUCCCUCGGAUUUCACUGUUUUCAUCCGCUUUUCCAUCUUAGUCUUAUUCCUUAAGACCAAAAACUGUAAUUUCCUUUAGUAAUGCGCUAGAAGAUCUGUAUUGUGUAGAAUGAUCAUGUAUUUAUAAAAUGUUACAAGUUUAGAUUAUAAAAUGAGAAAGAUCAUGUGUUCUGGGGGGUAUUUUGCAUGUUUUUCUAUUCCCUUCACAGAAACCUUCCAGUUCUUUCAACUCUAUUGCCAGGUAGUCGGUAGCGUUCUUAAUUGGACUGUUAACAUGAAAUUAAAGAAGCUGUUAAUGAUUAUUGGGUCUGUCAUCUGAAAUUUUAAACACUCAAAGUUAAACAAUUUUAGAAUUUGUUUUUGUUGUUUACCUUAGGAAUUACAAUAAAUCACCGUUUAAAAAAGAAACCUUGAUUCAUCCAGUUGAAGUACUAGAAAAAAAGCUAAAUAAUUUUUAGUUCUAUCUAUAAUCUGCUUAAGAUGAACUAGAAAUAAACUUGUGAUGAAAAGAAAUUCACCGCUUAUUUACGCAUCUAGUCAUUUAGAAAUGUCUGAGAGUAACACUGCAUUUUUAUAGAAACAAAGCACAAAUUGCAUUCAAGCUCCGAAUUAAUUCUUGCUUGGAGAUGUUAUUAUGGUAGAUGUAAAAAUUUUGCUGCUGCCAGAAGAACUACUUACUUUGUUUUAUUUGUCUUUAUUUGUUAGUUCUUGGCAGUGACAACAGUUUUAAUUUUAAAAUAUCUUGACUUCAGCCAAAAUGUAGAGUCUGCUCCCACUGUGAUUGAGCUGACUGCUUAGACCUUUUUUUUUAAGCUUAUGCUGAGAUAAUAUACUCUUAUUUAUGGGCAAAUUAAACAUUUCCAAAUUUGUGUACUGUGAUUUUACGUACUAACGAAUAUAAACAGAUGGUUUUAAAACAUUACCGUGCUUCUUUGGUCAAAUGAGCUUAGUACGGUGUUGCUGAUGGAGUGCUACCUGCAGCUGAGCAGUGAACAGAAUCCCUGUGGGAAAUGGCUAGUGUCGCAUCAGGCACAGAGCUUUCACUGUGGAAGGUUCUUUGUGGCUAAGAGUUUUACAGCCUUUUCUUUACAGAUAACUUUCUCAGAUAUAUUUACCUGAUAGAAGAACAUGUAGAUUGUUCCCAUUUCAUAAAUGUUUUAAUGGGCCUAUAGUUUAGAAAUUAUAGGACCAGCUUGUUAUAGAUUACAUGGUAUUCUGUUAUUUUUAUUUCUGGAAUUUAAAAAUAAAUUCUUUUUCUGUGUUUCUAGGUUAGUACUUUUUUUGUUUUGUUAUUGUACUCUGAACAGAUAGUAUUGCUUAUUGAACCUUGUGUAAAGCUUUCACUGGACUUCUGUUGCCGUUGAAAUUUGAUUUAAGCCUACCAGAGCCAUUGUAUGUGACAGCUAUAUUGUAUUACAAAGUAAAAAUAUAUGAGUGCAUUGAAAACUAAAUUGUUUUAACUUUCAAAUUUUUUCAUUAUCCAAUAUUUUAAAAUGAAAUUUAUAAAUUGCAAAAAGCCUGUUUUCUCACCAGAAUGUAGGUAUGAGGCUUACAUCCUUUUGUUUAAAUCUGCAAAAUAAUUGAAAUUAUUAUUAAUAAAGCUGGCUUCAUAGAGCAGGAUGUGACUGAACGCUUGCAUAGUCUCAGUAACUCUCAUCCUCGCUUUGACGCACCCAAAGCAUUUACUGUCUUUUAGAAGCAUGCCUUUUGGAUCUCUGUCAUAAAUGAGUAUUUCUUUGAGUUUGAUAAGUACAUUUCAAUUAUCUUUCCUAAAAACUUGAACAUGCUUAUUGAUUGUUUUAUUAUUUUUUAGGAAAAAAAGUUUUAUGUUAGUAGUUCUGUGAACCUCAGACUUUGACACAGCUAGUACAUUUCUAUAACUUCUACACAUUUCAGAAAAAUUCAUUUUAAAUUAUAAUUAUACCAUAGUGCUUCAGGGUUUUUUGUUACGUAACUUGAUACUCUUUAGUUAUAAUAUCAAAAUAUUUCGAAAUUAUUCAGCUUUUUGAGGAAAUUAUUAUUAUGGAAAAGACAUUCUUGAAAUGUGCAUUUCAGCAGAAACGGAGACUUUAUUAUGUUGUAAUUUACAUUAUUCUAAGCAUUUACAUCUUUAGUAUGCUUUUGCAUACUAAUUGUAUUAGAAAUCAUUUUGUAUAAUUAAAUACAAGCAGUUCUUUUGUUUAAAUGAGUCAUUAGAGAAGUGAUUAGACUGGAAAUGGAAGUGAAUUAUUUUAGUAUUCUUUCUAGAUAGAUUUAAUUUUAAUUUUCUCUUCUGUGCGCCUCCUGUGAACAUCAUCCGUUGUAAAACCUUUCAAGUAAAAUAUGAUUAACUAGUUUUCUUACUCCUUACAGAAGAAGAUAUAAAGAAGUACUUAGUUGGUAAUCUUAGAUAAGGCAUAAUUUAGUUUAUUUUACAAAAUCAAGGAAUGUUUUACAGAGGGGUUUUCAUUACUGUGAGGUUUUAAUGUUGGUGUCAUUUGCAGCAAGAUGAAAAUGUCAGUAGUAGCCUUUGAAAUGUUUACUUAAAAGCUUUCUUCUCAAAUACAAUUCAGACUUAAUACAUUUCAACUGGUAUGUCUCCUUUUGUGAAGUUUAAUACGAUUAUAGCAGGCUUCUUUUAUAGUUACAGGCUUAUUUUAAGUAUUUAUUUUUGAGAAUAUGACCUUAGUAUACAUUGCAUUGAGAUUUUCUUUUGAGCGAGCUGGCUUCCCUGAGAAUUAGUCUUUCUCCUUUCUGUACUCUUUGGUAUGUUGCUUAAACUACAUAUUUUGCAAUCCGUAUAUUAUCAAAGUGGCUGUUUGUAGCAAUUUUUUUGAAGAAUGAAGUAUCCAUUUUUAAAAAGGCCAAUGUAAGUAGAAAUUUAUAGGUUUCUAAUAAGAAAAUAUGGAGUAAGAAAUUAGGUAUAUUCAUAUAUACUCCUACUUAGAAAUGUUUAUUUAUUUGUCCUUGAAACAUAACUUACUGUGUUACUUCUGGGCCCACAUUUUCAUCUGGGCUGUUAUAAAAUGGUAGUAAAAAAUAAUGAGAAAUUAGAGUAAAAUGAAGAAAACACAUUUGUGGGUUUGACACGGGGUCAGCAGAUUUUGCUCUUAUUUGCAGUUACUCCUUAAAAAUCUGUCCUGGAUUUCACCUUGACUACUUUCCAAAGAUGUGGAGAGUUUGGACUGAUUGCUAUUUGAGCUCUCCAAAAGGCUAAGCCUUUUAUAGUGGCCCUAAAACCCAGAUUUCUUCUUAAAAUGGGUAGCCCAAGUUCAUGCGGACUGAUGUGUUGUCUCUGAUAUCCUUGGACCUUCAUAUACCCAGCUAAGCUCCCAGGAGUAUGCAAACUGCAUAUCACUUAACUGUAUUUCCAGGAGAGGUAGUGGGAUUAUAGAUAACUCAUUUUGUUGAAAUUCCAAACUCUAUAGAGAAAAAUGUUACAUGUUUGAAGAAAGAAAUCCUGAUGCUUUAAAAACAUACCAUGAUGAGUAAAAGUAAUACAGGUAAGAAUCAAGCAGGCUUUGAGUAAAACAGCCCAUUACUAUUGCAUAAACUAUUCAGAACUAACCCCACCCUAAAUCACUGCAGUGUAUAACCACAGGGACUCAAAAGACAAAGACAGUCAUCUUGAGCCUAGAUGCACCAAGUCAUACAUACACAUUAAAAUAUAUAUAUAUAUACACACACACACACAAACAGCUGUUCCCACCACCAUAUGUUUUCUGUGGGUCAGAAAUGAACCACCUGGCACUGCAAAAUGAUUGUCAUUCUGUGUCUUACCCAAGCAGAAGUAUCUAUAGCUUCUUUUUGUUUGUUUGUAUGAGAAGAGAUUUCAAGUCAACAUGAAAAUUCUGAUAUUCAGAAUUAUUUGAAAAUGGAGUCUUUGAAGAAAAAAACACAUUUUUCAUCCAAAGGUGGAUUAUGUUUUCCUUUUGCCAAAAAAGUUUGGCAGGGAUGUGAUUUUUACUUGAAGGCAUAAGAUUAAUUGCAGUGUACCCAUCAGGUACCCUCAGAUCAGGCUGGCAGCUAAAGACAAAUCUGUCUAAAGAGACUUUUUCCGCAAAUGCCAAUAGCUAAAAGUUCAUAUGCAUUGUUCUCUUCUCAUUCAAGACACUUUUGAGAAUGAAGACAGUACAUGGAAUACUGCAUGUAAAGAGUUUCUGCACGCUGAAUAAAAAACCACUGUAGCAUACCAGAGGCGUGGUUUACCUAGGAGAUGCGUGGCAAGCAAAGGAAGGGACCUGACGUUGAUCAACUGUAUCAUCGUGUGUCAGUCAUUGAAGUAGGCAUUACACACACUGUUCCAGGAAGCAAACAAAAGUGCCUAGAACAUUUUUGCCUAAAAAUUUUUAUUAUUUUAACCAACUAUUAUGUAAUGCUUGGACACUGAUACCUGUAAGUAGGACUAGUUUGUGGUGGUAAUUCAUGGUCUUAUGGAUAUUGGUUUGGUUUAGUAAAAAUAGUACUAGUCAAAUGUAUUUUUUAAUAUUUUAUGUCAUUAGUAAAAAUAUAUAUUUCCUACAUUUGCCUUUAAUUUCUGCCCUCAACUAUGUACACAACUGAGUCUGAACCAUUUAGGAAUUCCUUCUCUUUUGAGCUGGAAGGGGCUCUGGACUUCAUAACAUAAAAUUUUAUUACAUAGAUACACAUUUGAGGGACUACACAAGUAAAACGUCAUAUCAGGAACGUGUUUUCUCAUUUCCCUGUAUGGAAUUAUUAGUUGAUUUUAAACCCUGACAUUUUCUGUUCUGUAAAUUUCUACCAUCUUAACAUGAUUAUAUCAAAAAGCAGAUUUAACUGUCAGGGAAAAUGGAUUUUUGAAAAACUUCAAAAAUGUUUUUAUCGGCACUAUUGUCAUUUUUAAGUAGAAGAAAAUUUCAGGAACAGGUCCUAAAGUGGAAUAUUUGAGAAAAUAAGGUUCACAGCUGAAAGGGAAAGGUAGUACAUAGGGAGCCCUGGUGGCGCAGAGGUUAAGUACUCGGCUGCUAACCAAGAGGUCGGCAGUUGGAAGCCACUGGCUGCUCCUUGGGAGAAAGAUGUGACAGUCUGCUUCUGUAAAGGUUUACAGCCUUGGAAGCCCUAUGGGGCAGCUCUGCUCAGCCCAGUAGGGUUGCUGUGGGUCAGAAUCAGCUCGAUGCAGUGUGUUGGGGUUUGGGACUUGGUACAUUAUGAACAGUCUUAAGUUAUUUCAGCAUGUAUGUAAAGAACUGAAUGAAUAUGAAGUUAAUCUGGCUGUACAGUGUUGUCUCAUUGAACACUGGAAUUGAUUUCAGCUGAAGAACAGGAAAUGGAACUUUUGUUUAAUCUGGGAAAAUACUAAAAAAAAAAAACCAAACCCACUGCUGUUGAGUCGAUUUCAACUCCUAACGACCCCAUAGGACAGAGUAGAACUGCCUGAUAGAGUUUCCAAGGAGCGCCUGGUGGAUUCGAACUACCGACCUCUUGGUUAGCAGCCAUAGCACUUAACCACUAUGCCACCAGGGUUUCCAAAUACUAUGUACCUACAAAUGCUAGGGAGCAUGCUGAAUACUGGGCAAAGGAAGAGUUAGGGGCAAGUUGGGACAGACAGGUAAAUAAAACCAAUAUCUAGAAGAAGAUUAACCAUCACCAUGACCCCUAUUUCCAGGAGCCAGUCUUCAAAUGUUAUACAACAGUUUGAUAAAAAUAACCAACAGUUUGUAGCAUGCUAUAUGAAAUAAUGUAUGUAGUGCCUACCGCAUAUAAUAAGUGUCAUAUAGGUGUAACCUGGAGUUAUACUUGAAGUGUGGUUUAGUGAUGUCAAGAAUCAUGAAUGGGAAUGAGUAAUCCUGACUGAAGAAUUUAUAGCAGAGGACACAUUGGGAAUGGGUCAUAAAGAAUAUGUACAUAGAGUUUUAAGGCAGGUAAGGAGAAAAGGAGUUACAGGCAGAAGAAGCAAAGUACUGAAGACAUAAAAGGGCCUGGUGUUUUAGAAAACAACUGGAGUACAAAAUGGAAGGUCUGGAAGGGAGGCUGAAAAGAUCUGUGUGUUUUGCUGGGAGUUCGAAUUUUAGCCAUUAAGCAAAGGGGGGCUACUGACUUACUUUUGAAAGGUUAGUGGUGAUACGAUUGCUUUUGGAUUGUAGAAAGAUAACUCUGGAGGCAGUGUCAAGGAUAAAUUAGAUCCCCCCCCCUCAAAAAAAGAGAAAGACUGUUAACAGAAAGACCAUUUUGAACAGUUUUAUAAGAAUCCAGGAGAGAAAUAACAAAGAAUUAAAAUAUGACAAUUAGUGGCAUGGUGGGGGCCGAGGGGAGCUAAGGUAUAAUUGUCUAAAUCCAGGAGAGAAAUAACAAAGAAUUAAAAUAUGACAAUUAGUGGCAUGGUGGGGGCCGAGGGGAGCUAAGGUAUAAUUGUCUAAGGUCCAACUGAAAGAAUUAAAUGAUCUCUUGUGCUGACCUCUAUUAGAAUGUUUUCGUUAUCUGGCCAGGGUAAAAGCUAGAUUCACAGUGUUGGAGAAUAAAUAGAGACUAUUUGAAGAUUAAAUACUCUUUCAAGAAUUUUGAGAGUGAAGUAAAGCAGAGAGUUAAUAUGAAUGUCAGGUGUAAUUUAGGGAAGGUUUUAUUUUAAGUAUGGAUGAGGUGAAUAAACUUGACGUUAAUAAGUUCCAUUUUAAAUAUGUUGAAUUUGAAUUGCCUGUGAAACAUCCAAAUGAGGUUGUCCAAUAUCCAGUUGUAAAUGGAUCUGGUGAUCAGCAAGAACUAAUAGGAUACACAGAUCUGAGAGUCAUCAGUAUAUAGCCAUAAUGUGAAGCCAUAGAAGUAGAUGAAGCUGACCAGGGAAAGUGGGCAAAGGCCUAGGAGAGAUUCCCAAUGAGUACUAACAUAAAGGACUCAUUUGUUUCAUUCAUAAGGGGCCCUGAAGCUGCAGUGGUUAAAGUGAUCGACUGCUAACCGAAAGUUUGGUGAUUGAAAACCACCAGCGGCUCUGUGGGAGAAAGAUGUCGCAUUCUGCUUCCAUAGAGAUUUAUAGCUUUGGAAACCUUAUGGGGUCACUGUGAGUCAGAGUUGACUCGAUGGCAGAGGGUUUGGGUUUGUUCAUUAAUUCAGUCCAUUUUUUUGAGCACUUACAAUGGGUCAGGUACCCUUUUUGGCACUGGGAAUGUAGCAUGAAUAGGACCGUCACAGUUCCUGCCCUCGUGGAGCUAAUGUUAGAUUGGGAGUGUGUGUGUGGGUGUGGGUGAGGAUGUGAUUGUGUGGGGGGGAGGAUGAACAGACAAUCACAUCUAAACAAAUAGGAUAAAUUCAAGUGAUGGUAAGUGUGCUGAAGUACAAAGUCCCUAAGGUAAGACUUGCUUGGCAACUAAUUAUGAAAUUAACUGAGUAAUUAUGAGAAGUAUUAACAAUAACUUAGUGUCUCCAACUCUUGUGUCUAAGAAGAUUACCAUAUUUUAAAUGUUUUAAUCAACUUUAUUGAAGUAAUAAUAUAUAUAAAAUAAAGUGCAUCUGUUUCCAUUGUACAGUUUGGUGAAUUUUGAAAAAUACAGUACCACCAUAGUCAAGACUAGUUCCAUUUCUGCAGAAAGUUCCCUUAUGCUUCUUUGCAGCCAAUUUUCCUUACCUCCCUUGGCUCCAAAGAUUAGUUUUGCCUUUUCAAGAGUUCAAGCGUAAAAUAUAAAUGGGAUCAUGUAGUGUGAACAGUUUUGUGUCUGGUCUCUUUGACUUAGUAUAAUGUUUUUGGGAUUCACCCGUGUUUUCUGUAUCAGUAGUUGGUUCCUUUUUAUUGCUAAGAACUAGUCCAUUAUAUGGAUAUAUACCACAAAUUUUUCAACAGUUUAACUCUUGGUGAACAUUUGGGUUGUUUUCACUUCGGGGCUAUUAUGAAUAAAGGUAUUUAUGAACUUUCAUAUACAAGAUUUUGUGUGGACAUGUUUCCAAUUCUUCUAGAAAAAUACCUUGGAGUGGAAUUGCUGACUCAUAUGGUAAGUGUACAUGUAAUUUUAUAAGAAAUCGUUACACUCUUUUUCAAUACUUUGCAUCGUAUUAUGUUCCUAUUAGCAAAGUAUAAGGCUUCAAUACACUGACAUGAUCAGUCCUUUUUGUGUUAGCUCUUCUAGUGAUGGUGCAGUGGCAUCCCAUUAUAUCUCAAUUUGUAUUUCUCUGAUGACAGUGAUACUUGCUCUUUUCAUGUACUUAUGUGCUUGUUAGUAUAUCUUUUGUAAAGUGUCUGUUUAAAUCUUUUGCCCAAUUUUUUAAUUGGGAUGCUUUCUUCUUACUGAGUUAUAAGAGUUCUUUAUAUAGUCUGGAUGCAAGUUCUUUUUUAUUUUUUAACCUUUUUUGUUGUCUUUUAAGUGAAAGUUUACAAUUCAAGUCAGUUUCUCAUACAAAAACUUAACACAAACGUUGUUAUGUGACCCCAGUUGCUCUCCUUACAAUGUGACAGCGCACUCCUCCUCUCUACCCUGUAUUUCCCGUGUCCAUUCAGCCAGCCCCUGUCCCUUUCUGCCUUCUCAUCUCGCCUUCAGACAGGAGCUUCCCGUUUAGUCUCACGUAUCUACUAGAGCCAAGAAGCCCACUCACCAGUAUCAUUUUAUGUCUUAUAGUCCAGUCUAGUCUUUGAAGAAUUGGCUUCAGGAAUGGCUUUAGUUCUGGGCUAACAGAGAGUCCGGGAGCCAUGUCUCCUGGGGUCCCUCCAGUCUCAGUCAGACCAUCAAGGCUGGUCUUUUUACUAGAAUUUGAGUUCUGCACCCCACUUUUCUCCUGCUCCAUCAGGGACUCUCUGUUGUAUUCCCUGUCAGGGCACCACCUAGUUCUUCUGGUCUCAGGCUGAUGGAGUCUGAAGUUUAUGUGGCCCUUUCUGUCUCUUGGGCUCAUAUUUUCUUUAUGUCUUUGGUGUUCUUCACUUUCCUUUGCUCAAGGUAGGUUAGGACCAAUUGAUCCGUCUCAGAUGACUGCUUGCUAGCUUUUAAGAUCCCAGGUGCCACUCACCAAAGUGGGCAAAGUGGGAUGCAGAAGGUUUUCUUAAUACAUUUUGUUAUGGCAGUUGACCUAGAUGUCCCCAGAAACUGUGGUCCCCAGACCCUCGCCCCUGCUACUCUGUCCCUCGAAGUGUUUGGUUAUAUUCAGGAAACGUCUUAGGUUUUGGUUUAGUCCAGUUGUGCUGACUUUCCCUGUAUUGUGUGUUGUCCUUCCCUUCAUCUUAGAUAAUUCUUGUCUACUAUCUUGUUAGUGAUUACCCCUCCUUCUCCCUUUCACCUUCGUAACCAUCAAAGAAUUUUUCUUCUGUGUUUAAACCUUUUCUUGAGUUCUUACAAUAGUUGUCUCAUACAAUAUUUGUCCUUUUGUGACUAAUUUCACUCACCAUAAUGCCUUCCAGAUUGGAUGCAAGUUCUUUGUAUUGCAGACAUUGUCUGUUACUUGUCUUUCAUUAUCUUAAUGAUGUCUUUUGAGGAGCAGAAGUUUUCAAUUUUGAUGGUCAGUUUUCCAUUUUUUUCCCCUGUGGUUUGUGCUUUUUUGGUCUUAAAUAAGAAAUCUUUGACUACCUCAAGGUUGCAAAGAUUUUUUUUAGACAUUUUAUAGUUUUAACUUUUAUACUUAAGACCAAGAUCCAUUUAAAUUUAAUAUUUUGUGUAUGGUGUGAGGAAAGGGUUGGAGUUAAUUCUUUUCCUCAUAAGAUAGCCAGUUGUUUCAGCACCAGGUAUGUAAUGUGGUAUUUUUGCCUGCACCCUAUCAAGAUAUUCUCCUUAUCUUACACUUUUACCAAUUUCACUGUAUGUGUUUUUUGUCUAGGAGUGUUUUUAUUUUUAAUUCUGCUUGCAGUUCAUUUAGUCUCUUAAAAUUUUGUUGUUGUUAGGUGUCGUUAAGUCAGUUCUGAUGCAUAGCUACCCUGUGUACAACAGAACAAACACUGUCCAGUCCUGCCUAUCCUCCCAGUUGUUACGCUUGAGCUCAUUGUUGCAGCCCCUGUGUCAUUCUGUCUCCUUGAGAGUCUUCCUUUUAUUCGCUGGUCCUCUAUUUUACCAAGCAUGAUGUCCUUCUCCAGGGACUGGUCCCUCCAGAUGAUAUGCCCAAAGUAUGUGACAUAACGCCUUGCCAUCCUUGUUUUUAAGGAGUUUUCUGCCUGAACUUCUUCCAGGACAGAUUUGUUUACUCCUCUGGCAGUUCGUGGUAUAUUCAGUAUUCUGAAUAUACCAACACCAUAAUUCAAGUGCAUCCAUUCUUUUUUGGUCUUCCUUAUUCAUUGUCCAGCUUUUGCACGCAUACAAGGUGAUUGAAAAUACCAUGGCUUGGGUCAGGCACAGCUUAGUUCUCAAGGUGACCUCUUUGCUUUUAAACACUCUGAAGAGGCCUUUUGUAGCAGAUUUGCCCAAUGCAGUAUGUCCUCUGAUUUCCUGAUUGCUGCUUCCAUGGGGAAUGAUUGUGGAUCCAAGUAAAAGGAAAUGCUUGACAACUUCAGUAUUUUCUCUGUUUAUCAUGAUGUUGCUUAUUGGUCCAGUUGUGAGGAUUUUUGUAUUCUUUAUGUUGAGGUGCAAUCCAUACUGAAGGCUGUAGCCUUUGAUCUUCAUCCGUUAAGUGCUUCAAGUCCUCUUCACUUUCAGUAAGCAGGGUUGUGUCUUUUGCAUAUCACAGGUUGUUAAUGAGUCUUCCUCCCAUCCUGAUGCUGCAUUCUUCAUAUAGCCCACCUUCUCGGAUUAUUUGCUCAGCGUACAAACUAAGUAUGGUGAAAGGAUACAAGCUUUCCUGACAUUAAACCAGGUAAUACCCCCCUCGUUCAAAGUUCUGUUUGAACGACUGCCUCGUGGUCUGUGUGCGGUUUCCUCAUGAGCACAAUUAAGUGCUCUGGAAUUCCCAUUCUUUGCAGUGUUAUCCAUAAUUUAUUAUGAUCCAUAGAGAUGAAUGUAUUUGCACAGUCAGCAAAACACAGGUAAACAAUUUUCUGGCAUUCUCAGCUUUCAGCCGUGAUCCACCUGACAGCGAGGGUAUCCCAUGUUUCACGUCUUCUUCUGAAUCUGGCUUGAAUUUCUGGCAGUUCCUUGUCAAUGUACUGCUGCAGCCACUUUCGAAUGGUCUUCAGCAAAAUUUUACUUGAAUGUGAUGUUGUUUGAUAAUUUCCGCAUUCUGUUGGAUUGCCUUUCUUUGGAACGGGCAAAAAUAUGGAUCUCUACCAGACGGUUUACCAGGUAGCUGUCUUCCAAAUUUCUUGGCACAGACAAGUGAACUUCUCUAGUGCUGCAUCCAUUUGUUGAAACAUCUCAGUUAGUAUUGUAUCAAUUUCUGGGGCCUUGUUUUUUGCCAAUGCCUUCACUGCAGCUUGGACUUCUUCCUUAAGUAUUACUGGUUCCUAAUCAUAAUGCUUCCUCCUGAGAUAAUUGAACAUCGACCAGUUAUUUUUGGUACAGUGACUCUGUGCAUCCCUUCCAUCUUCUUUUGUGUCAUUCAAUUUUUUGUCCAUAAUCCUUCAAUAUUGUUACUCAAGACUUGCAUUUUUUCCUCAGUUCUUUCAGCUUGAGAACUACAGACCACAUUCUUCCCUUUUUAUUUUCUAAUUCCAGGUCUUUGCACAUUUCGUUAUCGUAUUUUACUUUGUCUUCUCUAGCUGCCCUUUGAAAUCUUCUGUUCAUCAUGCUAUCUUCAUGCAUGAUGUCCUUUAUGUUAUUCCACAGUUGUCUGGUCUUCAGUGAUUAGUGUUCAAUGCAUCGAAUCUGUUCUUAGGUGGUCUCUAAAUUCAGGCGGAGUAUACCCAAGGCCGUAUUUUGGCUCUCGUGGGCUUGCUCUGAUUUACUUAAGCUUCAGCUUGAACUUGUAUGUGAGCAUUUGACGGUCUGUUCUGCAGUCGGCCCCGGCCUUGUUCUGACUGAUGGUAUUGAGCUUUUCCAUCCUCUGUUACCACAGAUAUAGUUGAUUUGAUUCUUGUGUAUUCCAUCUGGUGAGGUCCACGUGCAUAGUCGCCAUCUAUGUUGUUGAAAAAAGAUAUUUGCAAUGAAGAAGUCAAUCUUGCAGAAUUCUGUCAUGCAAUCUCCAGCAUCGUUUCUGUCACCAGCACCAUACUCUCCAACUACAAUUCCUUCUUUGUUUCCAACUUUCGCGUUCCAAUCACCAGUAAUUAUCAAUGCAUUUUGAUUGCAUGUUUGAUCAAUUUCAGACUGCAGAAGUUGGUAAAAAUCUUCAGUUUUUUCAUCUUUGGCCUUGGUGUGGUUAGUGUGUAAAUUUGAAUAAUAGUCGUAUUAACUGGUCUCUAUUGUAGAUAUAUGGAUAUUAUCCUAUCACUGACAGCAUUGUACUUUAGGAUAGAUCUUGAAAUGUUCUUUUUGACAAUGAAUGUGACACCAUUCUUCUUCAGUUUGUCAUUCCCAGCACAGUAAACCAUAUGAUUGAUUCAAAAUGGCCAAUACCAGUCCAUUUCAGCUCACUAAUGAGUUCCAUUUCAUUUUUGAUGACUUUCACUUUUCCUAGGUUUAUACUUUGUACAUUGCAUGUUCUGAGUCAUGUCACAUCAACAAAUGAAGGUCCUGAAAGCCUGAUCCCAUCCACAUCAUUGAGGUCAACUCUAAUUUGAGGAGACAGCUCUUCCUCAGCCGUAUUUUGAAUGCCUUCCAACCUGAGGGGCUCAUUUUCCAGCACUGUAUCAGUGUUCCGCUGCUGUUCAUAAGGUUAUCACUGGCCAAUUUUUUAGAAGUAGGUUCCCAGGUCCUUCUUCCUAGUCUGUCUUAGUUUGGAAGCUCCCCUGAAACCUGUCCACCAUGGAUGACCCUGCUGGUAUUUGAAAUCCCUGUGGCAUAGCUUCUGGCAUCACAGCAACAUGCAAGCCACCACUGCCUGACAAUCUGACAAACUCUAGUGCUGGCUUAAAAGUAUAAGAUAAUAUUUUAAUCAGUUCUGGAAAGUUUUUGACCACUUUUUUUUAAAAUGUGUUUUCUAUCCCUCUCACCUCCCCUUUUGGGACUUCAGUUACCACACAUGUUGGACCUCAUAUUCUCCCACAGGUUUCAGAGUUUUGGGUUAUAUAUUUUCUGUUGAUCUCUCGUUAAGUUUACUGAUUAUUCUAGCUUCUCCAAUUUGCUGCCAAGCCCAUAUAGUAAGUUUUCAUUUCAUUUAUUGUAUUUUCCACUUUAACCUUUCCGUCUGGUUCUUUUUAUUUUUUGUUUCUCUGUUGAGAUUCUGUGUCUGCCUAGGCAUUGAGACUAUAUUUUUCUUUAAUUCUUUGAACAUCUUUAUCAUUGUGUUGAAACUUUUGUCAAGUAAAUCCAAGCUUUUAUCAACUAAAUCUGGGCACAUUAGGAAUCAGUUUCUAUUGACUGCCUUAUUUAUGAGGGUGAGUCACUUUUUUCCCUUUUUACAUGUCUCUAAUUUUGUUUGAAAAACAAGCAUCGUGAAUAAUAUGUUGUAGCAAUUCUGGAUUAUGUUAUCUCCUUCUGAGGAUUUUUUUGUUUUUGUCUAAUAGGUUACCUGUACUAAAACUGCAGACUUUGUCUCCCUCGUGAUGUGUUGCAGGCAGGGCCUCAAACCAGUUCAAACCGGUUCAAUCAUGACCGACUAAACAAAAUCUUAACAGAUCCAAAUUUUUUAAUUUUGGGUGAUCUAGAACCAUUACUGGAAAAGGAAAAAUUACAGGUCAAAGCCCUAGAAUGGAAGACUCGGAAGAGGUGUAGUAAGCCCUUUCAGGAGCCUGAUGCAUAAGAUUGGAUUAUUGCCAGGACUAAGGAGAGGGACACACAUUCAGAGCAACACUUUGGGCACUGCUGUGUCUGACUCUGCAAAAUCCAACAGGCAAGAGAUUUGGUUGCUGUGCAAUGUGUACACUGUCCUUGUUUUCUAAUAGUGAGAUUAAGUUUCUAGCAGGGCUUUGACCCAUAAUUUCUCCUCUUCCAAUUAUGCUUCCAGUUCACUCAAAUUUUUAAAAAAUUUGUGUCUGCUCCAUUUGUCACUUCCUUGGCCAUGAUUAAGCCAGGAAAAAUCAGUUUGAAGCCCUGGUUGCAGAGCUGAUACUUCUGCUCAAUUCUUUUAGCUUCCAGCUCCUGUUUUUCCCUUGUGGUCUCCCAUAUCCUGUAUAGUAUAGCUGUAAGCCAAGAAUAUGGGCAGCAUUUAUACACAGAUUUUGGAGCCCAUCCUCUUUACAUUCCCUAGCUUCCAGAGUUUCUUUCUUAAGUUUUCAGCUAUUCUGUCAACCCCAUCACCACUGAUACAUCAAACCAAUAAAGCUUCAGCUUUCUGCCGCUUUAGCUGUGUGCAGAUUAGGAAGUGGAUUCCAUAAAACAAGUAGCCAACUUUCAAAUCUUAACUACUUCCUUGAUGAUAUCUUGAAUUAGGCCCUCUAGAGUUUUCCCUGUGCAUGCAAAGUUUAGCAGUCAGGGAUUGGGUACCAAACCCACUGCCGUCGAGUCUGACUCACAGCGACCCUAUAGGACAGAGAAGAACUGCUCCAUAGAGUUUCCAAGGAGCACCUGGCAGAUUCGAACUGCCAACCUUUUGGUUAGCAGCCGUAGCACUUAACCGCUAUGCCACCAGGGUUUCCCAGGGAUUGGGUAGAAUUUAUAUACAGAUUUUGUGUAUAGGAUUUCUUCCCUAAUUUUCCAGCUAUUCUGUCAGCCCUGAGCUUUUUCUUCUGCCACCCCUAGCUGGUGAAACUACAGUUUUCUACCAGUAGAACCAUAGGAAGCUGGGGAAUGCCCUCAUGCAUUGAAGCCAUAAACUCACAAUUAUUAUUCCAUAUAGUUUUGGUCUUUCAAGUGAAGACUGUCUGUCCUGGUGACGUCUGCUGUUGAUCACAUUCCAGUGAUCAAAAUUUAUGUGUGUUUUAUAUUGCUAUCUGCGGGAGUCUUUGUCCAUUGAACUAAUUUUUCCAUUACCAGAAGCCAGAACUCCAGCAAUUGUUUUUUAAUCUCCAUUGAAUCGAUCCCUUAAUUAAUUAUAAUUAAUUAAUUUUAAUUAAUUAGUUUUAAAUAACUGUAUUAAUUUCCUAGGGCAUUUGUAACAAAGUACUACAAAUUGAGUGGCUUAUAAGAACAGAAGUUUAUUGUCUCAUAGUUCUGGAGACUAGAAGUACAAAUCAGGGUAUCAAUGUUGAUUCCUUCUUAGGGCUCUGAGGAAGAAUCUGUUCCAUGCCUUUCUCCUAGCUUCUGAUGGCUCCAAACAACUCUUGGUGUUCUUCGAUGUCAGCUGUGGCUCCUAAAAUCUCUGCCUCUAUCAUUACAUUGCCGUCUUCCCUCUGUAUGUCUCUGUGUGCCUCUUCUCUUUUAUAACAACACCACUCAUAUUGGAAUAGGAUCCACCCUCAUUUUAACUGGUAACAUCUUCAAAUACCCCAUUUCCAAAUAAGGUUACAUUGCAGCUAUCAGGGGUUAGGAAUUCAACAUACCUUUUCGGGGGACACAAAUCCAUAAUACUGAUAAUCAUGAUAUCUUUCCUACGAAAAUAAUUUGAGAUAAGGGAAAUAUUCAAAAUAUGGGAGAUACAAAUGUGCCAUAAAAUACUGUUCUUUUUGUUUUUUUUAAAUCAUUUAAAAAAUGUGAAAACAUUAUUUGCUUGUAGUUUGUACAAAAGCAGUGGGCCAGAUUUGACCCCUGAGCUAUAUAGUUUGCCAACACUUGGGUAGGUGUGUGUUGUUUAUUUUCCAAGUGUUUGGAAUUUUUCCAAGUAAUCUUAUUUUUAUUGAUUUCUAAUUUAAUUCAAUUAUGGUCAUACCAUCUGUGAUUCCAGUUUUUUAAAAUUUAUUUAAGCUUAGCCUAACAUGGUCUAUUCAGUGCCAUGUGUAUUGAAAAAAAGUGUAUUCUGUAGUUAUUGGGUUUUGUAAAUGUCAGAUUAGUUGAUACUGUUUUUCAAAUUUUCUCUCUCUUUUUUUUGUCUAGUUCUCUGACUUGUUGAUAGAGUGGGGAUAAAAUAUUCAGCUAUUGUGUAAUUGUCUACUUUUCCCUUUAAUUGUGUUAUUUUUUGCCUCAUGUAUUUUCAAGUGCUGUGUUUAGGUAUACACACCUUUAUGAUUAUUAUUUAUGUAUUAUCUGACUCUUUUACCGUUAUCUUUAUUAUAAUCUUGAAGUCUCUUUUAUCUGAUAUUAAUAUAUAACCAGUUCAUCCUUCUUAUAGGUACUUUUACACGAUAUAUCUUUUUCAUCUGAUCUGUAUUUUUAUAUUUGAAGUGCACAUUUUGUAGAUGACACUUGGCUGGGUCUUGCUCUUUUAUCCAAUCUGAUAAUCCCUACCUUUUAAUGGAAGUGUUUUGUACAUUUAUAUUUAAUGUAAUUGUUGAUAGGAUUGGAUUAAGGGCUCCCAUUUUACUUUUUGUUCUUGCUGUCUUUUUUUAUUAAAUAAUAUUUUAUCAUGUUUUUGGUGAAGCUUUGUGUUGCAGUUAAGGUUCCCAUUCAACAAUUUCUACACAAGUUGUCCACUGACAUUGGUUACGUUCUUCACAAUGCAUGAACAGUCUCAUUAUUUCCAUUCUGGCUGUUCGGUCUCCAUUAAUUUAGUUACCCUGCCCCUUUACAUUCUCAUCUUUGUUUUAAAGUAAUUGUUGACCAGGCUGUCUUAACUUUUUACAGUUUACUUAGAUACUUUACUAUUUCAUGUAAACGGCAGUAAUUUUGCAAUGAGAUAGGUCCAUUCCUCCCACCUUGAUCCUUUUAUAAUUAUCAUAUGUAUUACAGCUACAUAGAUUAUAAUCCCCACAAUACAGUGUAAUACUUUUUGCUUAAAGCAUUCCUAUGUAUUAUAAAAACAUUAAGAUGAAAAUAGUAUUUUUAUAUAUACCUACAUGCUUACCAGUUCUGGUAUGUUUCAUUUCUUUAUGAAGACCUGAGUUUUCAUCUACACUAUUUCCAUUCAGCCUGAAGAACCUUCUUUAUCAUUUCUUGUAGAUCUGGUCUACUGACAAUGAAUUCUUUUGGUUUUUAUUUAUGUGAAAUGUCUUUAUUUCACUUUCAUUCAUGAAAUAUAUUUUUGUUUUAUGUAGAAUUCUGGGUUGAUGGAUUUUUGUGUUUUGUUUCUUUGUUUUCGACACUUUAAAGAUGUAAUUUCACUGUUUCUGGCUUCCAUUGAUUUUUCAGGGAAGUCAGACUUUCAUAUUGUUAUUUCCCUGUAUAUAAUAUAUUUUUUUUUUUUAAACCCUGGUGGUGUAGUGGUUAAGUGCAACAGCUGCUAACCAAAGGGUCAGCAGUUCGAAUCCUCCAGGCGCUCGUUGGAAACUCUGUAGGGCAGUUCUCAGUCCAAUAGGGUUGCUAUGAGUCGGAGUCGACUUGACGGCACUGGAUUUUGGGUUUUUAAUGUGUUUUUUACUCUGGCUACUUUUAAGAUGAUCUAUAAAUAAAAUUUUUAAAAAUAUAUAUAUAUAUUUUUUUAUUUAUAGAUUUCAGCAGUUUGACUAUGUGGUUUUCUUUGUAUUUAUCUUUCUUGGUGUUCCUGAGCUGCUUAAAUCUGUGUAUUUAUUGUUUUCAUCUAAUUUGGGAAGAAAUUUGACCGUUAUUUCUUCAAAUAAUUUUUUUUGCUGCGUUUUUAACUUCCCUUCUUCUAGGACUUCAUUUUCAUGGAUAUUAGGCAUUUCGAUAUUUUCACUUGGGUUGUUGGUGCUUUAUUCUUUUUUUUCAAUCUCUUUCCUCUCUGAUCUUCAGAUUGUAUAAUAUCUUUUGAUCUAUAAGUUAACUUACUCUUUCCUCUAUCAGGUCCAUACAGUGAAUUAUUUUAUGUUAGAUGAUGCAUUUUUCGGUUCUAGGAUUUCCAUAUGGUUUUUCAUAGUUUCUGUUUCUCUGUUGAGAUUUCUUAUCCAUUCUUUCAUUAUAUAUUUUCUUAUAUCCUUGAUCAUUGUAAUAAUAGGUUCUUUAAACACUUUUUCUGCUUAUUCCAACAUCUGAGAUAUAUUGGGUUUGCUCUCUAUUGAUUUCCCACCUCUUGAGUAUGAGUCACCUUUUUCUUGUUCUAGGUGUAGUAAUUUUGGAUUGUGUCAUGUUAUGAAUGAUAUAUUUAGACAUUCUGAGUUCUGUUAUAUUACUCUGAAUAUUUUUUUGCAUUUUGUUUUCUUAGGUAGUGAACCUGGCUAGACUCAAACUCCAAACUUGUUCUCCACAGCUAUGGGAAAUAGUUGAAAUCCAUGUUUAUCUUAGUACUAACUAGGCUUCUUAGAGUCUGCUCCAUGCAUGUAUAGUUCAGGAAUCAGCCAGAGAAUUGGGCAAAGUUUAUAUGCAGAAUUUGGGACUCUCUCUCUGACUCUUGAAGCCAAUUUUUAAAUUUUCUGAGUUUUAGCUCUUCUAUGCCACACCAGUGGAGGCUGCUGAAAGGCAAAUAUAAUAAAGCUGUAAAAACAAACCAGAAACAGCAUCAUUUCCUUCUACAACUGUCAGUUUAGAGAAACUAAGUUCCUGUCUGCUUUUGGUUCCUUUCCAAUGCCUCCAGGUAGCUGUUUCUUAUGUUUUGCCUAGAGUUUAUUGUUGGUUACUGAUGGAUGGUUGCUCUGAUGGGAGUUGUUCUUCCGUUACUAGAAACAGAACCCACCUUUGUUGGCUGGAAUGAAGAAGAGAUAGCAUUUUCAUUCAUUUAUUUACUUAUUCAGUAGAUGUUUGUUCUCUACUAGUUGGUCAGAAUUUGCAGAUGAAUAAAAUAAAGUUUCUGCCUGGAGAAGCUCAUAAAUUAGUUGUGGAAGACAGAAAAAUAAGUAGAUAAUUAGAAAAGAUCAUUCUGAGUGCUGAAUGAGUUAAACAUGGGAUGCUACAAGAACUUGGAGGAAGGUAAACUAACCCAGAUUGAAGAAUCAGUGAUAGUUUCCUAAUGAAGUGAAUACUGAUCUCAGUUUUAAGGGAUAAGUAUGAAUUAGCCUUACCAAAAAGAAUAGAGAAGAGGAUUUUAGAGAGGGAAUUAGCAUGUGUAAAACGCAUUUACAUUGGAAAGCAUGAAAACUUCCAUUAGUUUCCUAUUAUUGACGCAUGGAGUGUAUGUUCAGGAGUAGGCAAGAGUCAGGUAUUAAAAGGAUUUAUUUAUAUACCACGCUAGGGAGAGGAAACCAAAAAAAAAAAAAAAGUUGCUAUUGAGUUAAUUCCAACUCAUAGCAGCCUUAUAGAACAGAGUAAAACUGCCCCAUAGGGAGGUAGUAUAUAAACUAUAUCCUGAAGGUAAUGGGAAGUCAGUGAAGAAUUUGAAGUCAAACUGAUACGAUUAAGUUUAUGUUUUAGUUAGGAUGCUCUAAUGAUUGCAAAAGGGUAUAUGAGUAAAACUUGAAGCAGGGAGACCAAUUAGAAGACUUAGCACAAUAAUUCUGAUUAAAAAGAAAAACAUGGACUAAAGUAAUGGCCAUGGAAAUUUAGAAAUAGGGGAAUGAAUCUAGAAAUUUUUAGUAGGUAGAAUUAACAGGCCUCAGAAAGUGAUUUAAUGUCAGGAGUGAGAGAGAGGGAGGAGUCUGUGAAAUUUCUGAAUUGGCUGACAGGGUGGAUGUUGUUAUUUUUGCGUGGGCUUUCAAGCUGAUUCUGACUCAUAGUGACCCUACAGGACAGAGUAGAAUUACUCCCAUAGGAUUUCCAAGGCUGUAAUCUGUGGGAGCAGAUCACCAGGUCUUUUCUCCUGUGGAACAGCUGGUGGGUUCAAAUUGCUGACCUUUUGGUUAGCAGCCAAGUGUUUAACCAUUGCACCACCAGGGCUCCUUGACAGGGUAGAUAGUGGUCCAUUUCCCCAUAGGUAUGAAACACAAAAGCCUGAGCAAUUUAGGUGGAAAAAUUAGGAGUUCAGUAUUGAACAUGCUGAGACUGAGGUGCCUGUAAAUGUUGAGAUGGAAAUUUCAAAUAGGUAGUUGGAACAUAUGGGUCUAGAGCUCAUGGAAGAGUUCCUGAGCUAGGUAUAGAUAUUUGGGAGUCAUCAGCUUAGGGAUGAAUAGAUAGAUUUACUAAGGGAGGGACUUGAAAGUAAUAAAAGAACAGAAGUAGGCCAUAGACAACCUUGGAAAACACCACCAUUUAAGCAAAGAAGUCUGAGGAAAAAAGAAAAGUGAAUGGAGAACAAGGAGAGACUACCAUCCCAGAAGCCAAGAGAAGAGAAAGUUGAGGAAGAGAGAAGUGAGUCCACAUUGUCAAAUGCUGCAGAUAGAGCAUUUAAAGAUGGCAUUUAGGCGAUUAUUGCUGUCUGUUACAGUAGCUUCAGUGGAAACUGAUUGUAAUGAAGGGAAUGGUAGAAGCGAAAGUAGAGAUAGUGAUAGUAGUACUUCCUUGGAGUAAAGAUUGUUGUUGUUAGGUGCUUUCGAGUUGGUUCCUACGCAUAGUGACCAUAUGUACAACAGAACGAAACACUGCCCAGUCCUGCACCAUCCUCACAACUGUUGCUAUGUUUGGGCCCAUUGUUGCAGCCACUGUGUCAGUUCAUCUCGUCAAGGCUCUUCCUCUUUGUUGCUGGCCCUCUACUUUACCAAGAGUAGUGUCCUUUUCCAGAGACCGGUCCCUCUGGAUAAUAUGUCUAAAGUAUGUGAGAUGAAAUCUUGCCAUCCUUGCUUCUAAUGAGCAUUCUGGCUGUGUGUCUUCCAAGGCAGAGUAAAAUAGAAAUAGCUAAAAAAUUAUCUGUCAUAGAUGGUAUUUCCUACCAAUUUUAAUUUGCAGGUUAAUCAACAACAUAUUUCUUCUUAGUUUUGCAAAUUAGUUAGCAUUUACUGAUGUUGCUUGGUUCACAUUUCUUGGUCCCCAUUACUAGGUUGCCCAUGAAUAUUAUAAUUUUUAUAACGUAUUAAAUUUUUUUCUCUAAACCUCUGAUUUAAGGAGUAACUUUUAAGUCCUCUUUUUCAUUCUGCUUUGGAUAAAGUUUCCAGGCUUUUAUGCAAGAAAAUUUUUUUCUGCAUUCUUUUUCCUUCCCAUAUCAGAGGUAGAAUGAUUAUAGCUUUGUAUUUACCAUGCUACCCUAGUAUUUUUUUUUUUAAUCUAAUUGGGAGAAAAUUUUGUCUUCACUGAUCCCUUCUCUUGUUCUCUGAAGAUUCUUUUAGUACACAGUUCUAAUAUGCAUUGAAAAACUUAAGCUUAUCUAUUAUUUAUUCUAAUAGACUGUUGGCUCCUUUCAAAGUCUUCUUAAUUCUGUGAUACCAAGGGUUUUCUUCCAUAUUAUUAAUACCCUUAAAGAAAUUUCUCAAGCUGAAAGAACUGAAGAAAAAAUUAAGGCCUCAAAUUGCAGUAUUGAAGCAUUAUAUGGACAAAAAAAUCAAAAGCAUCAAAAGAAGAUGAAAGGAAUACACAGUCACUGUUCCAAAAAGAAUUGGUAGACAUGCAACCAUUUUAGAAGGUAGAAAUGAUCAAGAACAGAUGGUAUGGAAGGAAGAAGUCUAAGCUGUACUGAAGACAUUGGUGAAAAACAAGACUCCAGAAAUUGACUGAAUACCAAUUGAAAUAUUUCAACAAACAGUUGCAAUGCUGGAAGCAUUCCUCUAUCCCAGGAAAUGUGGAAGACAGCUACCUGGCCAACCAACUGGAAGAGAUCCAUAUUUGUCCCCAUUCCGAAGAAAGUUGAUGCAACAGAUUGCAAAUAUUAUAGAACAAUAUCAGUAAUACCACAUGCAGUAAAAUUUUGCUGAAGAUCAUUCAAAAGCAUUUGCAGCACUACAUUGACAGGGAACUGACAGAAAUUCAAGCCGGAUUCAGAAGAGGAUGUGGAACAUGGAUAUCACUGCUGAUGUCAGAUGGGUCCUGGCUGAGGGCAGAGAAUACCAGAAAGAUGUUUACCUAUGUUAUAUUGACUAUGCAAAGGCAUUUGGCUGUAUGGAUCAUAACUGAUUAUGGAUAGCAUUGCAAAGAAUGGAAAUUCCAGAACACUUAAUUGUACUCAUGAAAAACCUGUACAUAGGCCAACAGGUAGUCAUUCGUACAGAACAAGGGGAUACUGUGUGAUUUAAAAUCAGGAAAUGUGUGCGUCAGAAUUAUAUCCUUUCACCAUACUUACUCAAUCUGUAUGCUGAGCAGAUAAUCAGAGAAACUGCACUAUACGAAGAAGAACUCAGCAUCAGGAUUGGAGGAAGACUUACUAAUAACCUGUGAUAUGCAAGUGAUACAACCUUGCUUCGUGAAAGUGAAGAGGACUUGAAGCACUUACUGAUGAAGAUCAAAGACUUCAGUAUGGAUUACACCUCAACACAAAACAAAAACCCUUAUGACUGUAUCAGUAAACAACAUCAUGAUAAAUAGAAAAUACUGAAGUUAUCGAGGAUUUCAUUUUACUUGGAUCCAUAAUCAAUGCCCAAGGAAGCAGCAGUCAAGAAAUUAAAUGACGUAUUGCAUUGGGAAAAUCUCCUGCAAAAGACCUUUUUAAGUUUAAAGUGUUAAAAAGCAAAGAUGUCACCUUGAGAACUAAGGUAUGCCUGAUCCAAGCCAUGGUAUUUUAGUUAACUCAUAUGCAUGUGAAAGCUUGACAAUGAAUAGGGAAGCCUGAAGAAGAACUGAUACAUUUGAAUUAUGAUGUUGGUGAAGAAUAUUGAAUAUAUCAUGGACUGCCAGAAGAAUGAACAAAUCUGUCUUGGAAGAAGUAGAGCCAGAAUGCUCUUUGGAAGCAAGAAUGGUGAGACUUUGUCUCAUGUACUUUGGACAUGUUAUCAAGAGGGACCAGUUCCUGGAAAAGGACAUCAUGCUUGGUAGAGGGUCAGUAAAAAAAAGGGAAACCCUCAAUGAGCUAGGUUGACACAGUGGCUGCUACAGUGGUCUAAAGCAUAGCAACGAUUGUGAGGAUGGUGCAGGAAAGGGCAGUGUUUUGUUCUGUUGUAGCUAGGGUUGCUAUGAGUCAGAACUGACUAGACAGGACCUAACAACAACAACAAAAUUUUUUUAACUUACAGAAAGUGAGAAAAUAGUGCAGAGGCUAAUAUUAAUUUAUAUAACCAUAGUAUAAUUAUAUAAAAAAAAAAAGAACCAGGAAAUUAAUGAUGACAAAAAACUUUAAUCUGUAUAGAUAUUCAGAAUUUGCCAGUUUUUCUACUAAUGGCCUCUUUCUGUUCAAGGAUCCAAGCCAGGAUCCCACAUUGCAUUUAGCUUAAUGUCUCAUCCAAUUAGUAACAGUUCUUAAGUCUUUUGUGGCCUUAACAUUUUUCAAGAGUACCGGUCAGAUAUUUCGUAGAAUGUUCUUCAGUUUGAUUUUGUCUGAUGUUUUCUCAAGAUUUGCUUGAGAUUAUUCACUUUUGGUUAAGAAUACCACAUGAGUAAUGUUGUGGCCUUCUUUGUGCCCUUUACACUAUCCUGUUUACAAUAUAAUUGUUUAAAAUAUUUUUUCUACAUGCAUUGAGAACCACUUCCGUGUUACAAUUUUUGCGUCGAAAGUCAAAUGUAUUCUAGAAAGUUGAAUAGGAGAGGAAAAGUCUAUUGGAUUUACCAAUAUUUUUUAUUCUUUCUUGUGUUUUUUCUUCCUUUUUGAUGGCGUUCAGGCUUCUUCUUUUAUCUUUUUUUUUUUCCCCAAAAAAACUUAGCCAUUCUUUUAGGGUAGGCCUGCUGGCAAAAAAAAAAAAAAAAAAAAACUCAGUGUUUCUUCAUGUGAGAAUGUCUUGAUUUCCUGUUCUUUCAUUAAGAUGUUAUUGCUGGAUAUAAAAUUCUGUGUUGACAGUUCUUUUCUUUCAGCACUUAAAAAUGUGCCAAUUCUUUUUGGCCUCGAUGGUUUCUGUUGAGAAAUCUGUUGUAAUUGUUUUUCUUUAUAGGUCAGGAUAUUUCUUUCUCUUUAGUUUUCAAAAUUUUGAUUGUUACGUGUCUUGGUGUGAAUUUCUUUAGAUUUAUCCUGUUUGAGGUUUGCUCAGCUUCUUGAAUCUCUAAGUUUAUAUCUUUAACCAAAUUCGGCAAAUUUUUGGCAUUAUUUCUUUGAAUUUACUCACCAUCUCUUCUCUUCCUGGGACUCUGGUGCCACAAAUGUUAGGUCUUUUGUUAUGGUCCCACAGGUUCUUAAGACUCUGUCCAUUUUUUUCUCAGUCUGUUUUCUCUCUUUUGUUCAGACUGGCCAGUUUUUAUUUUCCUGUCUUCUUCAGGUUCACUGAUUCUUUCCUCUUUCUGCUCCAUUCUGCUCUUAAGCCCAUUCAUUGAGUUUUUAAUUUUGGUUAUUGUAUUGUUCAGUACAGGCAAUCCCCAGGUUAUGAACAAGAUCUGUUCCUAACUGUGUCUUUGAGUCUUUAAGUCGAAUUUGUAGGUGAGUCAGAACAGGUGCAUACAGUUCUUAUGUAGCCUUACUUUAGUGUGUGAAAAGCCUUGAUGCCAGUUCAAUGAUUUAAAAUCUGCACAUGCAGCAAGUAAAGUUGAUUGUGAUGAAGAAUUUGUUGUGAGUAGGGAUUGGUUGAGUAGUUUCAAACUGAGGGGAAAUUUACCUAACAUUAAAGGGCAAGUAUGAGUUGUCCAUAAGUUGGACGUUUGUAACCUGGGGACUGCCUGUACUAAAAUUUGAGUUUGGAUUUUCUUUGUAUCUUCUCUUUGUUUAUUGACACUAUUAUUUUUUCUUUGUUUCAAGCAUAUGUGUAAUUGUUUAUUGAAGCAAUUUUAUGAUGGCUAUUUUAAAAAAACUUGUCCGAUAAAUCUAAUAUCUGUGUCAUCUUUGUGUUGGCAUCUGGUGAUUGAUUUUCUCAUUCAAGUUGAGAUUUCCCUGGUUCUUGAUGUAAUGAAUGAUUUUCAGGACAUGAAUCCUGGACAAGUGAAUCGUUGGACAUACUUUAAGAGACUCUGGGUUUUAUUUAAGUUUUCUGAGUUCAUAGGCCUCCUCUGACAUCACACAACUAAAGAAUAGGGACACCACUUUGUUAGUGCCAGGUGUGGGUAGAAGUUCAGGUUCCCCACCUUAACCUCUGUUGGCAUCCUGGUGGAGGGAGGGGGCAGUUACCACCGGGCAGUGGUGAAAGUACUGACCCCCCACUAUGCCUCUCCUGACUCCACCCCAACAUUGAGGGCUGGGAUACCUCACUACUACCAGGUGGGGACAGAAAUCCAGCCUCCCCACCUCACUGUCUUUUUUGGGUCCACUGAUGUUGUGGGGAUGGGGAUCUCUUUACUGCCCAUCAGGAAUGAAAGUUCAGAUUUCCCACUUGGCCUCUCUAUUACCACCCCAGUGGGGAAGUUGGGGUACCUCACUGUAGUCUGGUAAGGAUGGAGGUCUAGAUGCCCCAGUUGGCUUUUACUGCUGGGGUAGGGAUGGGACUGUUAUAUUUUUUUUCUGUAGUGUUUGGCUGGAGUAGGCAUUUAUUGUCUUAAGUGUUUUCUUCUAACUAGGUUAUCCCUUUCCUGGUCCUUUGUCUAGAGAAAGCAGGCUAUUCUUGGGGCCUUUUUUAUUUUCUGCACCCAUUGACAUUUCUGGGUUGUUGGCUUCACUAGCACCCAUUGUGGAAUAUAAGAGGCCAAAAGAAAGCCCAGGAACUCGCUACCAUGUUGUUCCUCAAGUCCCAAGGUCUCCAGCCAGCCUGCCUUCUCUCCAUCUUUCAAAAUCUUAAAUGUUUGUUUUUUAUGUAAUGUCUACCAUUUUUAGUUAGGAGAAGGUAUAAGGAAAAGUGUCUAGUCCAUCUUGUGUGAAAGCAAAAGUCAUAAAUAUUUUUAAUCAUUAAUGUAACUAUAUUUUAGAUGUAAGUAUAUAUGUUUCUAAAAUCUGUAAUUCCUGGGUAGAAAGCACCAUAUUCCGAUAUUUUUGUAAAAGUUAAUUAAAUGCCAUUAUUAAUGAAACCAUUAUUUAAUGAAAAGACUUAUAAAGGCUGUAGUGUCCAUUUUUUUAAAUGAUGCUUAAUAUAGUAGAUUUUUAAUACAUGAAAAGUAGUGGAGUUUGCCCUGUUGAGGGAACAGUUUGCUUUAGUUUAACUUUGUCAGUAUACUGAUUGCCUGUAUCAGGGUAAUUUCCCUUUUCCUUUAGAAAAAGUUUUCCUUGUUAAAAAGUCUUUUUUUUUUUUUUUACAAAUUCCUCUAGAUUUUAAUGUGGUUUGUUUUACAUAUGUAAACGGGUGUGUAUGGGUACAUCAAAACAUGAAUACACACUGCAAGGGGGGGAGUUCUUUCCCAGUAGACAUGAAAUUGAUCGUUGUAAAUAAUUCAGUGCCUUCCUUUGAUGGAAAUGUAAAACUGCAAUAACUCUGUGUGUGUGUGUGUGUGUGUGUGUGAGAUUUAUUUACCUCCCUAGGCCUUCGCUGGCAUAGUCAGUGGAAACUGAAAAGCAGAGAAGUGUUGAACCAACAUGAAGAAUGCAGUUAUCACACUUAUAAUGCUGUCAGCACAUCUGUUGUUGCUUUUGUUAGACAAUUUUUAUCUGUCUAAAGAAGUAAAUCUUUGUACAUCACUGCCAGAUUUUGUACAGUAAAUAUUGGCUUGUAAUUUUCAAAGCUUAUGCCAAGCAUAGAAUUUCUAAAAGAGAGAAAAGAUAAUUACAAGUUGAUUCUCAGUCUGUGUAAUGUGUUUCCAUUCAUCCACUUAACUUUUUAGAGGCAUUAAUGUGACAAGCAUAUUGCAUGCAGAGUGAAACAAUAUUACCCAUAUAGCUAGAGCACUGGUACGUAACUGAGUGUGUUAAUUAUAUGUUGACAUUUUAGUUACAAAGUUGAUUUUACUUAUGAAAGGGAUCAGGAAAAAAAAAAAUCUUUAGAGAAAGUCAGUGAUGGACAUUAUCCCAAGGUAAUAUAAGUAAUAUUUAAUACUUACAUACUUUGUCAUACCUUUUAUUUUAUUACAUCAUUAUAGAUGUUAUAAUAGUAAUAAGAAUAUUUAUAUAUAGAUAUAUUAAAAUGCGAACCAUGUGCCAGACACUGCUAUAAGUUCAUUUCAUGGAUAAACUCAUUUUACUUAUUAUUUAUAAGGUAAUUCAUCAGUUAUAAGUAGAACUAACAUAAUGUAGGUUUGUACUGUUGAGCAUAGCUGACCCAUAUAAGUGAUCUAAAAAAUAGUUAAGAAAUAUUUAAUAGUCAACUUAAUUUACUUAUUAUGUCAAUGUUUAUUAAACAAAACUGUCACACGCCUUGCCAAGAGGAUGCUAUUUUGCGUUAAUAAAAAUUUAAGUCUUUUGUAUAGCUGGUUAGCAGACUGCAAGAAUCAGGCGUGUUUUGAACAUCCUAAGCUUUAGUGUUAAACUAUGUAUUGCACUUUAGCUCGUUGCUGUCUUUAUUCUUCUGGGCAGGGGUUUCUGUACAGUGGCAACAAUGGAAUCUCUGCCUACUGCUGUGAAGUAGACUUCGUGGUUAAUGAACCUGAGAUGAUGUGAUCAAAUACAUGUUUCCUUGACACCGAUUGUGAUCUGUACCACAGGAAUUUACGCACAGGCCUCUAUCGUUCCUUAAUGAUCUAACAAGCAACGUUUUUUAACUGUAGGUCUUUUUCACACCCUUCUCGUUUUUGUCCUACAGGGAUGACCAUUAAAAACAUCUGACAGACAAGCAGUUAACCAGUUCCCUGCUGAGAUUAGUAAAAUAUUUAGUAGUCCUGCCACAUCAAGGAACUCCAGCCAUGCGGGAAACAGUAUGAUGCAACUUUUUUUGGAGGUGGGGGGUACAGGGAAUUUAAAUUUCCCUUUGAAUGGCCCCUCAUUUUCAAAUGGGUGUAUAAACUUCAUAUAGCUAGCUUCAUAUUUAAAUUACUUUUUUUUUUUAAAAGCUUAUAAAGUUAUUAUUUUUUUCCCUUAAAUUAUAUGAAUAGUUGAAAUGCUUAGAGCCAUUCUUUUCAGGAAGAAUAAAUCUCUAAAAGGCAAGAUCAGUGUCAGAGUGCGGUAGUGUAGUAUCUUUUCUGGAUUUAUAGGAUUACAAAUCAAAUUAGUAAACUUAUUUUAAAAAAUAAAAAUUGUUAUAGAUUUCCAAAUUUCAAAGGAAUUCACAUAUGUUGAAAUUUCUGAUCUACCUUUUAGUGGAACAAUUUUUAUAAAUCUAUGGGAUAAGAAAUAAAAUGUAAAUUUAUAAUAGUUGGUGGUGUUUUAAAUCUGGAAGAUACACUAAGGCAUUAUAAGUCAAGAUCGGCUGCUUAUAUUUUAGAGUACUUAAAGUGAAAUGAUACGAUUUAUAAACAGUACAUCUUAAAGAAAACACAUUUUUGUUGUUAGGUGCCAACUAGUCAGUUUUGAUUCAUAGCAACCUUCUGUACUGUACGAUAGAACGAAACACUGCCCGGUCUUAUGCCGUCCUUAUAAUCAGUGCUAUGUUUGAGCCCAUUGUUGCACCCACUGUGUCAGCCUAUCUCACUGAAGGUCUUUCUCUUUUUCCCUGACCUUCUACAAAGUAAACAUAAGGAAAGACUUUUGUAAUCUUUUAAAAUUAUCUUUAUUCAUUUUUAUUUCAUCAAAAUCAAGGUGCUAUGACAUUAGUAUAUUGGAAUUUUUUCAAAUACAUUUGUCAAAAUACACUGCUUUGUUCUAGCAGAAAGAUUUGCCCUGUCAAUCCUGAAGAUUUGUGCAUUAAGAACAUAAUGGGACUUGAUUACCCUCCUUGUUCUAAGAUUCCUGACUCCUGCUGAUACUUUGAGUCAUAGGAAGCAUUUUUAGAUUUAAAAGGAUGAAUUUCAAAAUGCUGUUUUUUUUUUUUGAAAUUCAGUUUUAUGAACUCUAAUGUUUUUAUUUUCAAGAAGAAAAUAUACAACUGAAGAGAGCCAUAUCAGACUUGUUUUUAUUAGAAUAAGUAGUUAAAUAUUAAAGUGUGGAUCUUUCUUAGGACUUUUAUCAGUAUAUUAUUUUUUUUUAAUACAAAAUUGAGUCCUUCUGAAGUAAUAGUUUCAUAUAUUUUUUCACAUAUUUUAAUCUGGUUUACUGGGCAGUAUCAGUGCAGUGGAGUAUAGCAUCAUGUGAUUUGAUAUUGCUCAGUUCAUCCCUUUCCUCCAUGCUCUGUCAAAUCUUUCAUUCAUGUUCUUUUGCGUACCUCAAAAAACCAAACUAGUUGCUGUCAAGUCAAUUCCGACUCAUAGCAACUCUAUAGGAUAGAGUAGAGAUGCUGCAUAGAGUUUCUAGGAGCAGCUGAUGGAUUUGAAUUGCUGACCUUUGGGUUAGCAGCAGUAGUUUUUAACCACUGUGCCACCAGGACUGCUCUUUUGCUAUAUCUUUGGCAAAUUCCAUAACUUUCUGGUUACCUUUAGUAUUUAAAAGUCUGGUCCCGUUCAGGGUAAAGCUCCAUGCCCAUAUCCCUCCGUUGCAAACUAGUUGUUUUGGCUCAAGAGACUUGGAGAGGGAAUGUGCACAUUGAUCUCUUUUCUCUUCCUCUCACUCAGGGUGAGGUGGGGGCUUGACAUGGUUCUGAGACACCUUCUUGCACACUCCACCUCUGUUUCAUGGCCUAACUCCUCUGGCAUUAGGAAACUUGGAUGGGGACCAGCGUCGCCUAUUGGUAGGAGAAGUCACUCUUAACCUGGUUUUAUCCACUGCUGGAUAAAGCUUGUGAUUUUCUUGGGGCAGUGUUCAGCUUCUGCCCAGCUCCUCCUGUCCCUGAGGGGCGACCAUGUUUCCUUUGAGCGUUAGCAGCGGUCCAUGCCUCUAACCCCCUCUGUCAGUGGGGUAUCACUUUGGUUGGCCUGAGUAGCCCCCUUUGGCUUUUGCUGGAAUUCUUUCAGUCCCUCUAGGGCCAUGGAGAUCCGGGGUGAGUACGUUUCCCUUAAUCCUUUUUUUUUCAGGUAUAUUAUUUGCCUAAGGUUCCUUCAGUAAGCUCUCAGAAAUCUCCAGUCCCAGUCCCUAUACUCAGAUACUUCCAAACUGCCAGGGACAUACAUCAGACAGUCAAGGUUUUUUUUCAAAGGGGGCUUACAGACCUUUCAGCAAGCCUCCAGCCCGGGAAUGAAAUGUAAGUCUGCCUUUUGUACAGGUACAGCCAUUCUCUCUAAACUGUUUUCUUAGAACUACCCCCUCACUGACAAUACUGUAAGCCUGAUAAGGCUGACGACCCAGAUUCCCUCCCUCACACUACCCUCUCUGCUGUGCCUAUGUGUAUUUUUCAUGUUUGGACCAGUUUUGCUGACUCUUACAGAGGGAGUUAGGGAAGGGAAUAAGGCCUAGCCCUAAAUGUUGGCGGCUGUUUUAGAGUUCCUUUUGCUGUUGGCCAUGGGUCCUGGUGUCAAUUCUGGGGCAGUUAGAAAAAUCCCAUUGGGAUUAGGUUCUUUUGUAGACAAUAUAGUGACUUAAACAAAAUAGAUGUUUAUUUUUCGCUCACAUAAAGGUCUAUAGGCUUGCAGUUUAGAACUGAUACGAUGAUUUGGUUCCAUGAAGUCCUCAGGGACCUAGGUUCCUUCCAGCUCACUGCCCUACAGUCUGUAGGAUUCAUCUUGUCCACUGGUCAAAUAUGGUGGUAAUUAUAUUCUAAGCAGCGGAUUGAUGAAAUGGGUAAAGAGGAAGAGCAAGAGACACACAUCUGAAAUCUCUUUUAAAAGUUUCUAAGAAGCUGCCAAAUAAUUCUUUUGUUUACAUUCUACUUAGUCAUAGGUCUAGUUGUAGCAUUAAGGAAGCCUGGGAAAUAUGAUCUUUAUUCUGAGCAUUCAAGUGCCCAGCUAGGAGUUACCAUAGAGAACUACUGGAGAACAACUAGCAGUCUCUGUUAUGUUUACUGAAUGUUGUAAAGUCUUCUUGGGAGCUAUGUGCUAACUUGCACCUUUAUGUUUAUCUUUUAUAUAUGAGUUAUGUAUGUACAACAAUACUGAAUGUCUUCAGGACACAUUUAUUUUUAUUUUAUUUUAUUUUUUGUGGGCUUAUAGUGGAUACAGUUAAAAGAAAAUUAAAUCUUUCAGUAGUAGUA
Loxodonta africana (African savanna elephant) is the source of this 32480-nucleotide messenger RNA. It is a transcript of the gene STAU2, whose product is annotated as staufen double-stranded RNA binding protein 2. Bases 228 to 1811 code for a protein of 527 amino acids. Gene Ontology annotation, cellular component: cytoplasmic stress granule; plasma membrane; neuronal cell body. The record is from RefSeq and is a predicted model, not a curated record. NCBI's taxonomy places the organism in Eukaryota, Metazoa, Chordata, Mammalia, Proboscidea, Elephantidae. The transcript has 15 exons. Gene Ontology annotation, molecular function: double-stranded RNA binding; mRNA binding. Gene Ontology annotation, biological process: anterograde dendritic transport of messenger ribonucleoprotein complex; germ cell development; protein localization to synapse.